Molecule: messenger RNA, 3314 nt
Organism: Dicentrarchus labrax (European seabass)
Lineage: Eukaryota; Metazoa; Chordata; Actinopteri; Moronidae
Gene: brat1
Product: BRCA1-associated ATM activator 1
Exons: 12
Coding region: 340-3132 (930 amino acids)
Biological process (GO): positive regulation of protein phosphorylation; cell population proliferation; DNA damage response
Cellular component (GO): nucleus
Source: RefSeq, a predicted model, not a curated record
GGGUGGCUGCCCGCGCAUCUACUUCAACCCAUCCGGCUGUUUACAGAUCUGUGAAAAGCGCAGGUGUCCCUUGUUGUGACUCUCCCGGAUGUGCGCCGAGAGAAGAGAAGAGGAAGGGAAGCCGCGCACCGGUAGAUUCCGAAACUAUUUCCCGCGAGAUGGACGUUCAGCACGAACUACAAGGGAGGGAACUACAUGUUGUUUGUUUUUAGCUUGCUGUAGUUUCAUUAAACACGACAUAAACUUCCAGAUGUAUCUCCAGAUGUGUCUCCAGAUGUGUGAGUCGGUGUUGCUUCCAUGGUAACCAUUUAAGCUGUUAUUAGUGAGCGGGCUGCUGUAAUGUAUCCCGAGGGCCCAUUAACACACACACACGUUAGCACCAUGGACAGAGAGUGUGUGUCGCUGCUGCCCGGUGUGUGUGAGGUGCUGGCGGACUCGGGGAGCUCUCUGCCCGAUGACACCAGCCUGGAGAAGCUGUUGGACUGGUUCACAGGGCUCACCAAAGCUGGGGGAUCUCUGCUGGAGGCGUGCCCGUGUCUGCUUGAAUUCAUAUCCGCUGUGGUUCACAACACAGCCUCAGACCCCGGCGUUCUCUCCUUCACUCUCAAACUCACCGGCUUUAUGGCUUCCACUGAGAACGGCUUCAAAAUGCUUCAGGAAUGCGACGUUCUGGACCUGGUCUUCAACCUUAAGCGCUGGCAAGAAGCAAGACUCUGGGAGGAUCCUUGUUUAAGGAUUGGCUGGAUCCAGGGCUUAAAGAACUUGCUGCAGCACCCAAAGGCUCUCAGUUUCUUUGUAAAAUCAGAUUUUAUUGAACCGCUCCUGCAGCUCCAGACAGACACGAGUCUAUUCGUGGCCUCAGCUGCCAAUCAAAUGCUCGCCCACAUCCUGCUCUUCUUCCAGCCAGUCUUGUCUGCGGGAUGUAACGGCGUAGAUGAGAAAGAAGAGGAAGAUGGGAGGACGCAAACCUCCACCAGAGACUUAGAACAUCCAGCCGUCACCAUGGACACCGCUGCAGAGUACUCUCCUGUUGUCUCGGCAAUCUCAGAGUACCUCAAGGAGUCCUUGGUUCCCAAAGAAAGCACACAGCUCCAUCAGAGUCUGCAGAUCCUCAAACUGCUGACCCUGCUUCUGGCCCAGGCCGGCCCUCCUCUCCGGGACAAGCUGCUCCAGGCAGUCUCAGAUUCUUUGGAGGAACUGGUGACAGCAGGCUGCAGUCAGCUCACACUGCCGCUGAUGGACGUCAUUCUAGCUGCACACAGCUCUGGCACUGAUGGACGCGUCCCACACCAACGUGUCACCCGUCUGCUAUCAUCCAUGUUGAACAUUAACAGACCCUCUGACCUCAUUCCUGCUGCAGCUGCUUGUCUUCGCAGAGGUCACCAUGAUACCGUCCACACAGCCCGGGUUGUGAAGAUACUGCUGUUACCCCUUGACAUUAUAACUGGUCAGCCUCUACUGGGCGCGGACACCACUGCAGGCGAGCAUCGGUUUUCCGUGUCGGAGCUGCUGAAGAGAAAAACCUCCUGCAUCUCUGUGAUCUGUGUCUGUCUGACAAACACACCACAGAUCACACUCACGCCUCCCGAGGACCUCCCCUGUCCUCCAGCUGCAAUUGUCACCGCAGUUCUGUCAUUGUUAAGGAUCUGCAGUGGCGUCUCCUCCUCCUCAUCCUCCUCAUCCUCCUCAUCCACUGGUUGUAGUGGGGUCUGCAGGAAUGUAAUCGGCAGUGGAAAAGUUCAGAAAUGUGCUUUAGAGGCUCUAGCAGCUCUCAGCAGCAGCUCAGGAGCGAAGGAGAAGAUCAGUGAAGUGUUCACAGUUCUGAUACAAUAUCUGGUCAAUCCUGAUUCUGACCCGACUGUACUCCACAAGUCCUACCAGGCCUUAGUAAAGUGGAUGAGUGUGUGCACAGAUCUUUCUCUUAUAACAGACCCACUCAGACAAGAUCUCGUGACGGUGGUGAAGAAGCGUGUGUGUGACAUGCGUUGGGAGGUGAGGGACUCAACGGUGGAGUUUCUGGGACACCUGGCAGGAGUGCGUAAAUCAGCUGAGGACACAUGCGACGCAUCUGAGGCGCUGCUGGGCGGCUGCUGUACGGCUCCUCUCCUGAAGGAGGCGCUUCAGGACACAGAGAGUUACGUGAGAGCCAGCGCCAUCUCUGCACUGGCAAAGACACUGGCACACAGCUGGCAGCAGGGGGCAGCGCUCAGUCAGGAGGAGACUGAAAUAGUGAGCCGACUGCUUGAAAUUCUCUCCCAGGACACAGAGGGAUUCUCCAGGAGAGCCGUUGUACAAUACUUCAUCGCCUGGUUCUCUUCACGCCACUCACAGUCUUCGUCAUCCACCUCUCUCCUGACGCAGAGCGUACGCUCCGUCCUCUCGCACGGCAGCGCAGAUCUGGACUGGGAGGUCAAAGUUUACACGCUGGAGCUGGCCGAGCUGCUGCUGGACGAAGCCUUUUCAGGUCAACGUGGCUACAGGAGGGGCUCAGACACACACACUGCCGUAUCACACCCCUAUGGUGUAGUUUCUGACCAGCCGUACACACUUCACACUCACUCCAGUUCACACACAGAGGGUGCGGCGUCAGAUUUGGCGCGAGCGUUGAGCGAUCUGGUUGAACAGGGAGUCAUCUCAGCGCUGUUGAGUGGUCUGGUUGACUGCGAUAGACCCGUGGGCCUGAAGGCCUGUCGACUGCUGAUAACACUCAGAGAGACAGUAUGCCCUCUGUCGCUUGGGGCACUGGAUGCUGCCGCGGCAACAGUUGCCAAGGUGUCCUGUGAACUGCCUGGCUGGGGCUGGGGGAUGGAGAUCAGGAAGAUACUGGGGAUGAAGAAGAGCGAUGGGACCAGAGGGGCGGAGAUCGCAGUGAAGAGAAGUUUGAACGGAGCGGAGGAGGUUGAUUGUAAAGACUGCGGUGUGCCGGAGGAAGGAGGCGACGGCGUGAUUGUCGGCGUGUGCGAGGUGUUGACGUCUCUGGGUUUAGACGAGAGGCUGGACGUCCUGACUCAAAGCAGUGACCACAUCCACAACUCUCCCCUGUCUCUCCUGCAGGACAUUCUCACUGCGAGUGCCGCUCGCACUCAGCCACACACACAGCCAGGGCAAGAGGUCAUAGUGGACUGCUACUGAAACACACACACACACACACACACACAUACUGUGCCUUUUGUUGGUUUGAUAUCAACAACACACUCUCAACUCGGGUAGCAGGACUCGCCAAACUCUUUCUCAUAUCGCCAUGUCCUGCGAAAUCAACGAUGUCUGUCACACAUUGAUUUUAAUUCAUUGUUGUAAAUAAAUAUACGGAUUAA